GAAGAAGAAGCAGUUGGGUUUUUUUUGAGUUUAAAGUAAAGUGAGGAUCGAGACGUGUUGUGUUACUAUUAGUCCGUGACACGUUGCUCCGGCCACGUAAGCAUCCGGGUCAACUUUCAAAUUUUGGGCCUGUACGUGUGGGCUUGUUGUUUUGGGCUGUCACUGUCUUCCAUUAUUCCAUACAGGUUUUAGUUAUAAGAUCAGCCUAUACAUUCGACUAGCAAAAACCCUAAACCCUUUUGAAGAUGGCACAGUUGAGCGUUUCAUCAGCAGAGAGCGUAGCGAAUAUUGAAGAGCUUCUUAGUCAGAUUCUUGUAUGGGUUCCUGCUCUAUCUCUGAUCCGUUUCAAGUGCGUCUCCAAGCACUGGCUCGCUCUCAUCUCCGACCCCGAGUUCCGUCGCCGUCACACCCUCCGAAACCCUAACUCCAAAAUCUCAGCUUUCUUCUCUCCCCAAACCAGUGAAGAAACCUUCGAGUCCAUCCGUCUUGGUAACCAUGAAAUCCCACCUAGGUGCAAUCCCUUCAAAACCCUAAACAAUUCCGUCGCUGAUGAAUCAAAGUUGAGGAUUCUUCAGUCCUGCAAUGGCCUCUUUCUCUGCCAUAUUCCUAUAUUUGGAGAACAAACAAAACAUCAUCCCGUAUAUGUUGUCAAUCCCACAACCAACCAAUUCCGGGUUCUUUCUUCUCCAACUGUCAAAGAAGACAUGGACAUAAUGGCUUUUGUACGCUACGCUUUGGCUUUUGAUCCUUCCACAUCGCCUCAUUACAAGGUGGUCUGCGUGAAUAACUUCCCCCAUUAUUAUAAAAGGGGGCAGCACAAAAUAGACAUAUAUUCAUCUGAGACCGGAAAGUGGAAGCGUCUUGAGGUUCCUUUCUUCCCAAGCCCCUCUGACGUGGGCAGACACCAUGAUUCCAUGAAGCAGGCCAUGCACUUUGACUCCAGGAGUAGGGAAGGCGCCGUAUACUGCAACGGCGCAGUUCAUUGGACAAGAGACAGAGGGGUAGAAAGCUUGCCAUUCUGCUGGUUCCCAGAUGACAGGGUUGGAUUCACAAGAGAGGAAACUGAUGUGCUGCACUACUUCGACAUAGGCCAAGAGCGUUUGCUGGUCGCUCCAGCCACCCCUCCUGUCCCCUUGGUUGUCAAGAACAUUCCACUGAAGGUUAGUGGUUUUGGCUGCAAGACUCCCACUGUGUGGCCGUCACUGACUAAGAGAUAUUUUGGGGAGUGCGGUGGCUGUUUGUACUUGAUUGAGACUUAUAAGCAUUGUAACACUCAAUUUGACGUCAUGGAGAUGGAGAGGGACUACUCUGGCUGGCUUGUCAAGUAUCAUGUUGAUCUUAAUCCUCUGGUCGCAGCUCUUAAUCCUGGACAAGAUUGGAAUGGUUUUGAAGUCUUGUGCCUUUCUCAAGAGGAGGAAACAGAUAACGGGGUUGAGGAUUCUUCAGCUGAUCUUUUAUUGCACAUGCCUGGUAAGGUCAUAUCUUAUAAUUUUUGGAAUAAGAGCUUCAAGACAUCUGUUGAGUUGGCCAAUAAGGAACUUUUUCUAGCUUCACGUCAUAAUCAUCGUACUCGAGAGGAUGUUAUUUUUCCUUACAUGGAGACUCUAGCUUGUUUGUGAGGAUGGAAUCUAUAUGUAUCCCGGCCCAUGCAUAUUA
This is a messenger RNA of Rosa rugosa (rugosa rose), 1656 nucleotides long. Its product is annotated as F-box protein At5g07610-like. The transcript has a single exon. The record is from RefSeq and is a predicted model, not a curated record. Gene Ontology annotation, molecular function: protein binding. NCBI's taxonomy places the organism in Eukaryota, Viridiplantae, Streptophyta, Magnoliopsida, Rosales, Rosaceae. The coding region runs from base 246 to 1619 and encodes 457 amino acids.